This is a messenger RNA of Kogia breviceps (pygmy sperm whale), 1121 nucleotides long. RefSeq names its product angiotensin II receptor type 2 (gene AGTR2). The coding region runs from base 33 to 1121 and encodes 362 amino acids. NCBI's taxonomy places the organism in Eukaryota, Metazoa, Chordata, Mammalia, Artiodactyla, Physeteridae. The record is from RefSeq and is a predicted model, not a curated record. Gene Ontology annotation, cellular component: external side of plasma membrane; membrane. Gene Ontology annotation, molecular function: C-C chemokine receptor activity; angiotensin type II receptor activity; C-C chemokine binding. The transcript has a single exon. Gene Ontology annotation, biological process: positive regulation of cytosolic calcium ion concentration; G protein-coupled receptor signaling pathway; inflammatory response.
AAGAAUUAGGAGCUGCUGACAUUUCAAUCAAUAUGAAGAACAACCUCACCCUUGCCACCAUCAGCAAAAACAUUACCAGCAGUCUUCACGUCGGACUUGUGAACAUUUCUGGCAAUGAGUCUACCUUUAACUGCUCACAUAAGCCAUCAGAUAAGCAUUUAGAUGCAAUUCCUAUUCUCUACUACAUUAUUUUUGUGGUUGGAUUUCUUGUCAAUACUAUCGUGGUUACACUGUUUUGUUGUCAAAAGGGUCCUAAAAAGGUUUCCAGCAUUUACAUCUUCAACCUGGCUGUGGCUGACUUACUGCUUUUGGCUACUCUUCCUCUCUGGGCAACCUAUUAUUCUUACAGAUAUGACUGGCUCUUUGGACCUGUAAUGUGCAAAGUUUUUGGUUCUUUCCUGACCCUGAACAUGUUUGCAAGCAUUUUUUUUAUCACCUGCAUGAGUGUUGAUAGGUACCAAUCUGUCAUCUACCCCUUUCUGUCUCAAAGAAGAAAUCCCUGGCAAGCAUCUUAUAUAGUUCCACUUGUUUGGUGUAUGGCCUGUCUGUCCUCAUUGCCAACAUUUUACUUCCGAGAUGUCAGAACAAUUGAAUAUUUAGGAGUGAAUGCUUGCAUUAUGGCUUUCCCACCUGAGAAAUAUGCCCAAUGGUCAGCUGGGAUUGCCUUAAUGAAAAAUAUCCUUGGUUUUAUUAUCCCUUUAAUAUUCAUAGCAACAUGCUAUUUUGGAAUCAGAAAACACCUACUGAAGACCAAUAGCUAUGGGAAGAACAGAAUAACUCGUGACCAAGUCCUGAAGAUGGCAGCUGCUGUUGUUCUGGCGUUCAUCAUCUGUUGGCUUCCCUUCCAUGUUCUGACCUUCCUGGAUGCUCUGGCCUGGAUGGGUGUCAUUAAUAGCUGUGAAGUUAUAGCAGUCAUUGACCUGGCACUUCCUUUUGCCAUCCUCCUGGGAUUCACCAACAGCUGCAUUAAUCCCUUUUUGUAUUGUUUUGUUGGAAACCGGUUCCAACAGAAGCUCCGCCGUGUGUUUAGGGUUCCAAUUACUUGGCUCCAAGGCAAGAGAGAGAGUGUGUCAUGCCGAAAAAGCAGUUCCCUUAGAGAAAUGGAGACCUUUGUGUCUUAA